AUGGAACCAUUUAUGUCGAAGAAGGAGAACACAGAUUUUGAGUUCAUUUAUCGGAUGUUGCAAGACGUGAAAGAAUCGUGUGAUGCACAUCAUGAGAAAAGGCGCAAGAAUGGCGAGAUAGGGCAGGCUGAGGUCGUUGGACAGAGCAAAAAAAUGUGGGCCUUGGCUGACUUGGGCAUGCUGAUGCUGACCUACAGGGGAAAGAUCACUAUACGACAUGAGCCGCGUAAGCCGCUUCUAUCCACACGAUUCUUCAUUCGCGAUAAGAACUCUGAACAUGCAGGACUGGUAUGUGCUCCUCACGAACUGAUCGAGGAUGAGAAGGAACGAAAUGGGAAGCCGCCUGCAGAACAAAAGCGACGUUUUCUGAAUACGACCUCCAAUGUUACAUUGGCUAAGAAGGCUGCCUCCAAGAAAUCGAAGAAACUUCAGAGCGUUCGGAAGAAUACAAACAAAACACGAGAUCGUGGUGAUGCUUCGUUUUCGCCAAAAAAUAAUGCCAGCACUGAGACCACCCGAAGGAGAGAUGCGGACGCUGACAAAAAUGUAAGCCGUGGUACCAUUUCCUCACCGGAAAGCAUUGUUAGUUUUGCUUGU
This is a messenger RNA of Cooperia oncophora, 597 nucleotides long. Lineage: Eukaryota; Metazoa; Nematoda; Chromadorea; Rhabditida; Trichostrongylidae. The record is from the annotation of a GenBank genome assembly.